Messenger RNA from Anolis carolinensis (green anole), 6176 nucleotides. It is a transcript of the gene sult4a1, whose product is annotated as sulfotransferase family 4A member 1. Bases 119 to 973 code for a protein of 284 amino acids. NCBI's taxonomy places the organism in Eukaryota, Metazoa, Chordata, Lepidosauria, Squamata, Anolidae. Gene Ontology annotation, cellular component: cytoplasm. Gene Ontology annotation, biological process: sulfation. The transcript has 7 exons. The record is from RefSeq and is a predicted model, not a curated record. Gene Ontology annotation, molecular function: sulfotransferase activity.
CCCUCCCUCAGAGGAGCCACAGCAGCAGCAGCAGCAGCAGCAGCGGCGCAUCCUCCUCCUCGCUUGCCGCGGAUCCUGCAGGAGCCGAGCGGGGUCUUGAGCCAAGAAGGCAGGCAGGAUGGCGGAGAGCGAGUGCGAGACGCCCAGCACCCCGGGCGAGUUCGAGAGCAAGUACUUUGAGUACCACGGGGUGCGCCUGCCCCCCUUCUGCCGGGGGAAGAUGGAGGAGAUCGCCAACUUCCCCGUCCGAGACAGCGACGUCUGGAUCGUCACCUACCCCAAGUCAGGCACCAGUUUAUUGCAGGAAGUAGUAUAUCUGGUUAGCCAAGGAGCUGAUCCUGAUGAAAUUGGAUUAAUGAAUAUAGAUGAGCAGCUUCCAGUCCUAGAGUAUCCUCAGCCUGGUCUGGACAUUCUCAAGGAGCUAACCUCUCCCCGUCUUAUCAAAAGCCACCUUCCAUAUCGUUUUUUACCUUCAGACCUACACAGUGGAGAUUCAAAGGUAAUAUACAUGGCUCGCAAUCCUAAAGACCUGGUAGUGUCUUAUUACCAGUUUCAUCGCUCCCUACGGACUAUGAGCUACAGAGGAACGUUCCAAGAGUUUUGCCGGAGAUUUAUGAAUGAUAAGUUAGGAUAUGGUUCGUGGUUUGAGCAUGUGCAAGAAUUUUGGCAACAUCACAUGGACUCUAAUGUACUCUUUCUCAAAUAUGAAGAUAUGCACAAGGACCUGGCAACUAUGGUUGAACAGUUGGCAAGGUUUUUGGGUAUCUCAUGUGACAAAGCACAAUUGGAAGCCAUGGUGGAGCAUUGCCACCAGCUCAUUGACCAAUGCUGCAAUGCAGAAGCUCUUCCUGUGGGCAGGGGAAGAGUUGGAUUAUGGAAAGACAUCUUCACUGUUUCCAUGAACGAGAAAUUUGACUUAGUUUACAAACAGAAAAUGGGAAAGUGUGACCUCACAUUUGACUUUUAUUUAUAGAAACUAAAAUGCAUGUCUAUGAAAAACAAAAACAAAAAUGCUAGCUAUAUUGUAGCUAGAAGUGCUUUUUGCAUUCAUUUAUUACUUGCUGGACACAAUGUACAUGUUAUGUGUAUCAAUAUUUUAAAAGAAAACAAGGGCACAAUGCACUAGGAAGUUAAGGUAAGAAGAUCCCUGUAGGAUUGAUGAAAGUUCCACAGAGUUCGGCACUCAUCUGUUGGCCAGAUGCCUAUGGAAAACUCACAAGUAGAAAUAGAAGGCAAAGAAGGCAACUAUUGCCUUUCAGAUGUUAGACUGGAAUUCUUAUCAGUCAUUGCCAGCUCAUCAAUUGAUGAAGGAAUAUGGGAGCUGCAAUGCAACCACCAGGUGGGGUGACAUUCCUGGUACAAAAUCAACUAAUUUUCUUUAUUAUAAUCCAGCAAUGUCGCAAAGCUCAAAGUUGCCCAUCUAGAAUAUGUGGAGGCAUCUACCUCAUUAGGAUACUCUGGCAAAGUUACCAUUCAUUUCAAUUUAGAUUGUGCAGAAAGUCUUCCCAGUGCAUUAUGCCCAAACAAACUAAGCAAACAACGUAUGAUACAGCUCUUCCUGAACCUUUCCUUCCUUUGCAAACGUGAAUAUAUCUAUCUCCAGAAUAUUUGGCUGCUAUGAAUGCAUUUGGGACUUGUAAAGUAUGUAUUAUAUAUGCUGUUAGGGAUGUAUACUUUUUCAUAUUAGUUUCUUUAUUUAAAAAAAAAUAUUACAGAAGCUUUUAGAACAUUUAGUGGACUACACACAAGUUUAUUUUCAGAAGAAAAUGGUUAUGUGCUGAAAAAUUAUCUCAGGUGUUUAGUUGUUAUUUCCAUGUUAAUUCUUAGUUAACAAGGGGCACAAUGAUCUCAUUCCCACAUAUUUGUUUAAAUUAUUGCCCCUAUAUUAUUAACCAGUUAAACAUUGGAACCCCAUUUCUCUCAAAUUCCUUCCUCAUGAUCCCUGAGAAAAUAAUUACCACAGAAUUUCGCCUCAAGAUGAUUUUGAUCUGGCCCAUUACUGGAUUUAUUAUAAUCAAAAUUUUAACCAAAGGACAGCAACUGGACACCUUUGGACCAAAUCUGUUUUUCCUUCAGCUACCCAUUCUAAACCCAAAGGAGAAGUGGAGAAAUACCAAGUUUUGAGGUUGAGUUAUUUGAUGUUUAGCUAAAGGGAGGGGAUAAGGAAGUACCCCUCAGAAAAUAAUGAAUUAUCCUUCAAGGCUCAAAUUUUGUCCCCUCAUGAAAUUUCAUUCAAAAUUUCUAGCAUUACAUAGAGUGAGACACUGAACACUGUUCCUCCCUUGUUUCUGAUUUAUGGUGAUCCUAGGGCAACCUGGUCAAGGGAUUUUAUUGGCCAGAUUGGUUCAGAGUAGGUUUCCUUUUGUCUCCUCUGUAAGAUGCAUUCAUUCAGGCAUUGUGUGGCUGCCCAUGUAUAUCCACUGAACAAGUCAACUGUCAAGGACAGAUUAUACUUUCCUGAGAGUGCAAGGGCAUCCGGAUGACAUACCUUUGUAGUUCAUUAGUGAACAGGGAAAGGAAACAUCUCUGGAUAACCUUGUACAAAAACAUUGUGCAAGGAGGCACUGUAGAUCUCUUUACGCAACAUUUUAAAAAGUGUUUUCAUUAGCAAAACUGAACGGUUACACUGGCAUAAUCCAUUAACAGGAUCUUGCCCUUGGGUCAAGUUAUAACCAACAUAAUAAACUGGAAUCAUUUUUUUACCCCAGGAUUCAUCAUCUGUUUUGUUUUAACAGGUGAAUGUAUAUGCACCUCUAUUAGCUUAGCUAGAAUUGUAGUCACAACAAUCGACAACUCUGGCUGACAGAACUCCACCAGUCAACGUGUGACAUGCUAAUAGUAAGGGAGGGAUUUCAUUUUGAUAUUUAUAGAUUAAUUUUAAUUUUUUUUCAAGCAUCUGUUACUUAUGCACUAAAUAUAUAAAGGAACAGGCAUAUGUGUCCACAGUGAUUUUGGUAAUACCUCCAGUGAGAUGCUUGACCACUGCAGUCUGAAUGGGGCCACCUUUAAUGUACAUAGCUUCUAGUAUGGGGAUGUUCAAUUGUUGCUUGUGCUGUCAUGCAUUAAAACUGAAUAUCCGAAGAAACUAUGUAUUAUGUAGCAGGGAUACUAUAUAUAUGUAUUUCAUAGCAUCUUACAGUGCAAUUCUUACAACACUGCCUCUUGAUGGGAAUUUUAAACAAUUCGGUAGCAUGCAGAAUACAGUUCAAAAUUCAAUAGCAGCCACAAUAAAUCUGAACAAUUACCACAAUGUAUGCUUGUUGUAUGCUUAUUUAGAAAUAUCAUUCUGUAUAUAACUUUGAGUGGUUUACCUUUUAAUAUGAGGAUCUAUUACUCUCACUUUUCACUUUCUGAAAGCAUCAUCAGGCUACAAACCAGAGGACCAUCUUGUUUCUUUAAGAACCUGGAACUCAGAGAAGAUAUUGUCCCACUUUUCCUCUUGUGCUUGCUAGUGUAAUUGCCUACCUCCUCUGCCAAUUUCCAACGCAGGGGUCCCGCUUGCUCCAGUCUGUGUGGGGCAAAGAGAGGUGUGCCACAUUACAACCUGGGUACUCCUAUGUUUGUAAUCAGUGAAGUCAAAGAAAUUCCGUAAUUUCUUCUCUCAUUGUAUCUUGCCUAGUUUUUCCUAAAAACCCUGCCCUCUCUGACCAAGACCUCUGCCAACAAAUCUUGUUUGUUCCAGGAGGUGGGUGUCUAUUUCAUCAGUGGCUUUAAUAUAUUGUCUUUACCAAUAAGAGUUGGUUCUGUAAUAUUUUUAGUAUAUUACACACCUUAAUUAUUACAUAGUUUAUAUUUAUUAGUGAUGUCUCUAUGUAUUAUGACUUGUCCUUUUGAUUUGAUGUUUGGAUCUGGUUAAGUGUUCAUUAUUUAUUUAUUUAUUUAUUUUAUUUACAGCAUUUAUAUUCCGCCCUUCUCACCCUGAAGGGGACUCAGGGCGGAUCACAUUACACAUAUAGGCAAACAUUCAAUGCCUUUUAACAUAGAACAAAGACAAGACAAACAUAGGCUCCGAGCGGGCCUCGAACUCAUGACCUCUUGGUCAGAGUGAUUCAUUGCAGCUGGUUUCAGCUGGCUUGCUCUCCAGCCUGCGCCACAGCCUAAGCGCAGUAUCUUCUUUGUUGUAAGCCAUCCCGAGCCCCCCUGGGGAGAGGAGGUGGGAUAUAAACAAAGCAUUAUCAUUAUCAUCAUUAUUGAACAUUCAAACUCCACAAGACGACAUACUUUUAUUGGGACAAUUCUAACUCAAAAGAAAGGAGCAGAUAGCUUUGCACAGGACAGGGACAUCUGGAUUGCAAGAAAAGCUAUUCCCCUGUUGGUGGGGCUGAAAUAUAUCCUCUGACUUUUAUUGUUCCAGUCCUCACAAGGCAAAUAAGGGAAAAGGUGUCUGCCUACAUUGAAAUCCCUCAAUACCAUCUUAACUGGCAACAUAUGUGUCAGAAUGUAGACAUGAUUGCCAUUUUUCCCCUGUAUGAUUUUUCAUAACUGACUGAUAAAGAAGUCUGCAAAGCUUUAAAUGCUUGUGUACUGCAUCUUACUCUUUGGAGUUGGCCCAAUAAAGAAUUUUCUGCUUGUGGGUUUUGGGUUUUGUUGUACUUGCUGCAGGGUUAACAUGGUAAUUUCUGAAUAAUAAUAAUAAUAAUAAUAAUAAUAAUAAUAAUAAUAAUAAUAAUAAUAAUAAUGGGGGGCCCUGGUGGCACAGUGUGUUAAAGCGCUGAGCUGCUGAACUUGCGGACCAAAAGGUCCCAGGUUCAAAUCCCGGGAGCGGAAUGAGCGCCCGCUGUUAGCCCCAGCUCCUGCCAACCUAGCAGUUCGAAAACAUGCAAAUGUGAGUAGAUUAAUAGGUAUCGCUCCGGCGGUAAGGUAACAGCGCUCCAUGCUGUCAUGCCAGCCACAUGACCUGGAGAUGCCUAUGGACAACGCUGGCUCUUUGGCUUAGAAAUGGAGAUGAGCACCAACCCCCAGAGUCGAUCACGACUAGACUUAACAUCAGGAGAAACCUUUACCUUUAAUAUAAAAUAAUAAUAGUAAUAAUAGUAAUAAACUUUAUAUUCCGCUCUAUUUCCUCGAGGAGAAUCAGGGCAGAUUACAGAACACAUAUACGGCAAACAUUCAAUGUGGAUUAUACAAUUAACAAGGACAAACAAUACAUAGACAGAGGUAAAGGCUUUUCUCCAUCUUUUCCAUUUCUGGCAUCUGGAGGCUAUACUAGACUCCAGCCGUUACGGGGGGUGGGUGGAUGGGAUGCUCCCAUUUUCCAUGUCGAGGAGCUAUGUCGUCCUUAGACAUCCUCCCAGAUCGAAUUGUCGGCAUGUCCUUAUGGGCAAUUUUUAUUACCUCCCUGCUUACCUCCCUAUUUCUCUACUCACAUCUCUGUUUUCGAUCUGCUAGGUGGGCAGAGAGCUGGGGCUGAUGGUGGGUGCUCACCCCAACCUGGGCUUGAACUGCCAACCUUUCCAUCGGCAGGAUUUUCUGCAGCAGCUUGGCGGUUUAGCCUGCUGUGCUAAGCCCGGCCCCUCAUAUACUUAAUCAUAUGUUACUUAAAAGAUUUAACUUAAAACCUUUGUCUUUAAGGUGUCACAGGAGUUGGAUGUUUUACUGUGACAGACUCACAAGGCUACUCUUUGGAAAAUUAAACAUUACACAAGGAUAAAAAGGGACAUGGUGGGAAAAAGGAAUAUAAUAGCAUAUUAUAAAACUAACUUUUUAUUUUUGCAUGAGCUUUCAUGGAUAUAAACCCACUUGCUUGCCUGUGAUUCAGAGUGAUAAUAAAUGCUCAGGCAUGGGAGUCUCCAUCUUGCAAUAGCAACUCUGUUUGUAGGAAGAAACAGCAGCAUAGCAAAAGCCUGUUCCAUCCUAUUUUGCAUCUUAGAAGUUGUUGGAGAAAAAAAAUGGUCCUUCGGGUUUGUAACCUCACAUAUUUGGCUCAAAGAAAUUUGUGAGGAAGGACGACCAAAUGUUAAUAUUUCCACCAGGUAGAAGGAAGCAGUUGUCUGUCGAUGCAGCUGAUAGCAAAUGGUGUUGAAUUUUGUGGAUGGACAGCAACUCUUGUAUAUUUGUGAGUGAAACUGCUUUCAGUAAACUUUAUUUUUAUAUUUUUAGUACUGUUAAUAUUUAAGCACUAUACAUUAUACUUCUGUGCUUGCUUGCUUAUUUAAUAAAGACAUGUUCUAUGUACA